This is a messenger RNA of Liolophura sinensis, 1968 nucleotides long. RefSeq names its product peroxidasin-like. Gene Ontology annotation, biological process: response to oxidative stress. Gene Ontology annotation, molecular function: peroxidase activity; heme binding. The record is from RefSeq and is a predicted model, not a curated record. The transcript is spliced from 12 exons. NCBI's taxonomy places the organism in Eukaryota, Metazoa, Mollusca, Polyplacophora, Chitonida, Chitonidae. The coding region runs from base 1 to 1968 and encodes 655 amino acids.
AUGAGAGCUAUUCACAUUCUGGUCUACCUGACAUUACUCAGCUUACAGGUAGCUGGAACAUAUCUCUCUCGCUAUAGCGGCAAUAACUACCGCCUUACGCUCCUUAGACGUCGUCCGAGCAGCAGGCCAUCCUCUGACGUCAUCCGUGAUGUUAUCUCACAGGCGGUCAACAUUGUAAAGGCGGAGGAUGGGAUGCUGAGAAAUCGCUUUAUCCAAGAUGUUGAUCGAGAAUUAGAAGAAUAUCGAGAUGUCGACCCAAAUCUCUUCAUCGACAGUCCACUGCCAGUGAGCUUGUUAUCAAGACGAUGUCGGCUUAUUAACUGGAUUGGACGUUUAGCCAGAGAAAAAAGGCUGCGAGUGCCCAUGACCCAAAUAUUACGUCACAGCGAGGCUCAACGCCAUGACGUCACGUGUCCGUUCAAACUGCCCACGUGUUCCCCUGCCAAGCCAUUCCGGACGAUAGAUGGUACGUGUAACAACCCAAGAAGGCCUUACCUGGGGGCUGCGUUUACCGCGUUCAAGAGGGAAUCCAAGCCCGCAUACGAGAGAGAGAACACUUACUUGGCUGGAACCAUUUGCACUCGGGAUGACAAACCUCGGACUACAGGAGUAAACCGAAGGCCUCUACCUAAUCCGCGGGAAAUCAGCGUCAGAGUGCACCAGUCUAACAGCAACACCAACCCAGAGUCCACCGUUACCUUCAUAUUCACCCUGUGGGGCCAGUUCCUGGCUCAUGAUCUGACCGAUCGGGCCCCUGGCAAAGGCUUCAAAGAUGUACCACUGGAAUGCUGUGACCAAACCGUAAAGACACCAAAGGGUAUCUGUUCCAACAUGGACAUUCCACCCGGGGACUUCUUCCGGAAGUUUGGUCGGAGGUGUUUGGCGUUUGCGCGGUCGGCUGAAGUCACAGAUUUUGAUUGUUCGGGAGCAAACCGUGAAGUGCUGAAUCUGGCCUCGUCUUUUUUGGAUGGAGGAAGUAUAUACGGUGUGGACCUGAACAAAUUGAGGAGGCUUCGGGCAUUCACAGGAGGUUUACUGGAAACCUCACAGAUGAAGAAUUUGCCUAUUUCAACUCACCCUAACGCCAAGGCGGCUGCACAAGGCUUUUCUUUCUUCCUUGCGGGCGAUGACCGCGUGAACGAGUUUACAGGACUGAUCGGGAUAGAGACAGUCUGGGUGAGGGAACACAACCGAAUCGCACAGAUAUUGUCCCGGUACAACCCACUGUGGGACGACGAGAGAAUCUUCUUGGAAACUCGGCGUAUCAUCAUCUCAAUGCUUCAACACAUCACUUACAACGAGUAUCUCCCGAAAAUCAUCGCCGAAGAUUUACUCCGAAAAUUUGACCUGAAGCUCCAAGCGGACGGCUAUUACAGGGGUUACGACAGCGCCGUAGAUCCCAGAGUAUCCAAUUUAUUCGCAACAGUCGCUUUGCGCUUCGGCCAUAGCAUGAUGAGGAGCACAUUUACUUUGGUGGACGAAAAGUUCAAGCUGGGCCGAACACCCGCUCUCACCCUGAGGAACUUGUUUUUCACCCCCAUUAUUUUUCUGAACAACGAGGAUUCCAUUAUGCGAGGGAUGUCUUCGGACGCCAGCGAAACAUGUGAUCGUAUCGUAACCAAAGAGUUUGUGAACCAUUUGUACCAAACCAAAACCGGAAAUGGAUUUGAUCUCCCGGCAUUCAACAUUCAAAGAGGACGUGACCACGGGUUAGGAGGCUACAAUCAUUGGCGGAGCCAUUACGGUCUGUCUAUCGCUAGGAGCUUCACAACCAGUCAGACGAGUGGUUUCCGGGACCACGACCAAGAAACCGUGAACAGAUUCAAGGCCGUGUACAGUCAUCCGGACGAUGUUGAUCCAUGGACAGGUGGCGUGUCGGAAUUGACUGGAUCCCGCCAUCUUGCCGUCGGACCUCUCUUCCAAAACAUCAUCGCCCACCAAUUCCAGGUGCUCCGGAAAGGCGAAUAG